UAACAGUCAGACUAACAGACUAACAGUCAGUUUAACACACUAACAGUCAGACUAACAGUCAGACUAACACACUAACAGUCAGACUAACAGUCAGACUAACUGGGUCUCUGAAUAAAUCAGCUUUUAUGUCUUAGCUCUCCUCCUCUUCAUCAUCAUCUUCAUCUUAAUAUUUUAAUUUUUCUUAAAGUCCUUAUUACUGCUCCUUCAGAAUAAAAGCACGCCCCACUCCCCACAUUAACUAAGUUUAGAGGAAAAGGUUCGGGAUGUUUUGAUGCUUCAGCGUCUCACUAAUCACUGUUGUGAGUGUCCUGUGACCUCUGACCUCCUUACUGCUGCUGCUGAGGAUGUGUGGACACAAACAGUUUGACUGUCCCACUUCACAUUAACAUUUAACUGUGAUGUGUUUAAACCAGCCGGUCACUGACUGACUGUUUCACCUCUGGCAUUACAGGGAGGUUUACAUUAAUGAAGCAGGAAACAAUCAAUCAGCUGGUCUCAGUUUAAUUAUUGUUGUUGUUUGUUAUAAUGAACAUGUGAUCGUGAGUCUACAGCUGCUGCUGCUGCUGCCUUGUUGUUGUGUCAGGCUGAGCUAACAUUGAUCCUGACAUGUCCUGCUCUGCCUCCAAUGUGAUCAAUACUUUGAUCAAUACACAUGCUCACAGGUUUAACUCCUCCAGACUCCAGUCAUUAUUCAGUAAUUUAUUGAUUAUAUUCUAAUGACCUCAUUAUAAUGUGAUGAUGUUCCAAUCAGCUGUUUAUAAAGUGAUUAUAACCUCCAUAAUAAGCUUUAAGUUAGUUUGUAAUAUUGAAAUAUUUAAUUUCUAAUAUAAAACCAGACGCUGAUGAUCAAUUACCUGAUGAUCAAUAACCAGAUCAAAGUUUUCAUGCUUCUGAUAUUGAAGAAAGGAAGUUUAAUGAAGUCACUUUUAUACAUUUUCAAUAUCUUAUAAUAUUUAUAAACUUAUAGAAAAGAUGUCUCUAAAAAUUUCUCUUAGAGUCACACACACACACACACACACACUCGGGCGCACGCGCUCGUGCCCGCGCCCUCAGUGCUGCAGGUAGUAGCUCCUCCCCCUCCCUCCUCCAUUCUGCUGUUUUAAACACAAUAACCGCCGCUCCGGAUCCGCGGACCAACCGGACUCGGGUCUGAGGAGUGUUUGGGUUCCUCCGGUUCCAGGUCUCGGGUCUCGGGUCUCAGGUGAGCCGCUUCAAACCGCCAUGUUGUUGUUUUUCUGUCUGCGUUGGUGCUUUGAUGAUAUCGGGAGAUUUGUACGUAGCGACCGUUACUCUCAUUCACCGAAGCUAACACCACAGUCGGUACCGGGUCCAGACCUGGUCCAGACCGGCUCGGUGGGGCCAACACGCGGCCGGGCUCGGUGUUGGUAGCCGCAGCAGAGGAGACGGGUUAAAGCGGAGCGGUGAUGCCGCUCGGUCCUCAUUGUUCUCCGUGAAGUUUGCUGGAAGUGAUGUAACGUAGCUCCGGUGUUUUCACUGCCGGACUCCGUCUGAAAAACGGCCGUUUUAACGCUCCCCCGCCUGGCGGUGAGUGUCCCGUGUGAGGCGGAGCUCUGGCCUCCAGGCUGCAGCCAGCACUUUGUUUUAAUGAAGCUGGACUCCAGCCGGUAGCUCCCGGUGUUCACCGCUGUCCUGGAGGUAGGAAACCCCGGGAACAACCGGAGAACCGGUGGAAAGGGACGUGUUUUCUUCUUCACUAAGUUCUGGCGGUGGAUUCAGUUUCCGCCGAUUUGAAGAGGAGCUCGUGUUUCUUCUAAAAGUAGUUUAAUAAUAUUGUGUGGCGGGGAAACACUGACGAUCUGACUAACCACAGAGCCGAGCUGACCUCUGACCUCUGACCUGCUCUGCUGACCGGCUGGGAGCCGAUGGUUGUGGCAGCGGUGAUGAUGAAGAGGAGGAUGAGGAGCCGUCACACAGCUAUACAUGUCGGUGUGUGAAAGGAGGUCAAAGGUCAUGUCACCUGAUGCAGAUGGACAGGGAUGAGGCCUUGAAGUCCAGAAUAAAAACCUCAGGUCUGUUUCUGACUGGAACGUGGAACCUGAAGGAACCUGAACUCAGAACCAGAGGAUUAUAAUCUGACUCAGUUCUUUCAGGUGGAAGAGCCUUAAACUGUUUUUACUCUUUAACUUGAUUGUAAAUUUGACCUUCCUGCUCCGUCCGUCCUGUUGGGAGGUGUCAUCAUAUUUUUACCCCCGGCCCCUUCCUCGGUGGGACGACAUGGCUCUGUCUGCGUCGAUACGAGAACGGGCGACAGGAAGUUGAUUGCUGCAGGGAGCGGGGCUGAGAGACAGCCAACAAGAGAGGGAGAGAGAGAGAGGGAUAUGUCGUGGAAGAGGAACUACUUUGCGUCAGGCGGCCUCGGUGUCAGUGGAGGUGCUGUGGACAGGGGGGUGCAGGGAAUCUUGACGCCUCGCACCAUGACGUCCAUCGCUCCCAGUAAAGGCCUGAGCAACGAGCCAGGACAGAACAGCUGCUUCCUGAACAGCGCCCUCCAGGUCCUGUGGCACCUCGACAUCUUCCGUCGUAGUUUCCGUCAGCUGACGACACAUAAGUGCAUGGAGGACUCGUGCAUUUUCUGCGCUCUGAAGAGCAUCUUCGCUCAGUUUCAGUACAGCAGUGAGAAGGUUUUACCGUCUGAUGCUCUCCGCAGUGCGCUUGCCAAAACCUUCCAGGACGAGCAGAGGUUCCAGCUUGGCAUCAUGGACGAUGCCGCAGAGUGCUUCGAAAACAUCCUGAUGAGGAUCCACUUCCACAUUUCAGAUGAGACCACAGAGGACAUCUGCACAGCCCGACACUGUAUCCCUCACCAGAAGUUCGCCAUGACACUGUUUGAACAGUGUGUGUGCAGCAGCUGUGGAGCUUCCUCAGACCCUCUGCCCUUCAUUCAGAUGGUCCACUACAUCUCCACCACCUCCCUGUGUAAUCAGGCAGUGAAGAUGUUGGAGUCAAGGGAGAAGGCAACUCCCGGCAUGUUUGGAGAGCUGCUGAGAAACGCCAGCAUGGGAGACCUCCGCAACUGCCCUAGUCAGUGCGGUCAGCAGCUCAGGAUGGCUCGUGUCCUCCUCAACAGUCCAGAGAUCAUCACCAUCGGUCUGGUCUGGGACUCUGAUCACUCCGACCUGGCUGAGGACGUCAUUCACACCCUGGGAACCUGCCUGCGCCUGGGAGAUUUGUUUUACAAGGUGACGGAGGAGAAGGCCCGUCAGUCGGAGCUCUACCUGGUUGGCAUGGUGUGUUACUAUGGGAAACAUUACUCCACCUUCUUCUUCCAGACAAAGAUCCGACGAUGGAUGUACUUUGAUGACGCUCACGUCAAGGAGAUCGGUCCUAAGUGGAAGGACGUGGUCUUUCGCUGCAUCAAAGGUCACUACCAGCCUCUACUGCUGCUGUACGCCGACCCCCGGGGGACACCAGUGUCCACCCAGGACCCACCCCCCCGUCUGGACCUGCACCCCCCCAACAAGACCUGUUACGAUAGCGAGGACUCGGGCCGCGAGCCGUCGAUCUCCAGCGACACUCGCACCGACUCGUCGACAGACAGCUACUCGGGCCGACAGCCCGGUCCCUCCCACCAUGAGUCUCUGGUCAGUCACUGCUCGUCCGACUCCCAGGGAACCGUCAUCUGCUCCGAACACCCUGACGUCGCCCUGCACGCCUCGCUCUGCAGCCUGGACACCAUAGGCCACGUGACGGACAGUGAGCAGCACCAGUCUCUGAGGAAGGGAGGCGGGGCUGGGGAUAGGAGGCGGAGCUCUGUCCGCACCCAGCGAUCUAAACCAGACAACGAAGCCUCAUCGGCCGGGUACCACAGCGAGGGAGAGACGUUGAAGGAGCAGCAGGUUCCUCGUCAUUUCCCCAAACCUCCUUCCUCCUUCUCGUCCUCCACCAGUCGCCUCCGAGACUUUAAGGAGACCAUGAGUAACAUCCUCCACAGCCGCCCCCUCUCCUCCUCCUCCUCCUCAUCUCUACCAACCGCCGUCCUCGCUGACAUCAACUCCUCCACCAGCAGCCACCUCCACCCUAACCCCACCCCCGCUCCCUGCUCCUCCUCCAACAAACCCCAUGACUGGGAGGCAGAGAGCACCAGCAGUGAGUCCAAGUCCAGCUCCUCUGGCGGGGCGGGGUCAGGGAGGUACCGGCCAGCUUGGAAGCCUCGCAGGGAAGUGCUCAACAUCGACAGCAUCUUCACCCGCGAGAGGAGGAGGCAGGCAGGGUACAGCCCGCUGGGCCCCUCCCUGCCCGACGACUGUGGAGCUCCAGCCUCAGAGAGAGCUGACGCCUCCUUCACAGCCCCACACGAGGUGAUGUCUGUGAGGCCGGGCUCCUCUUGGACUCUCCCCUCCUCCUCCAGCAGCCACAGAGGAGGAAGAGGAGGAGGAGCAGAGCUCCCUCCUCCUCCUCCUCCUCCCCCCAGGCUGAUCCAGAGGAUGGAGAGCGGAUACGAGAGCAGUGAGAGGAACAGCAGCAGCCCGGUCAGCCUGGACCUGAACCUGAACCUGGGAGACAGGGACUGUACUGUGAAGAAGUCUUCACUCUGCUCCUCUUCGUCAGGACCGUCAUGGAGGAACAUCAGAUCAAAGAGCAGUGGCGCUCUGCUGCAGGAAAUCAGCUCCUUUAGUAGGGGGAGCCUCGCACCCCCUGCAGACCGCAGUGAGCUGGAUGAGUUACAAGAGGAGGUGCUGAGGAGAGCGAGGGAGGAGGAGCAGCAGCGACGACAGGAGAAGGAGAGAGAGGCUGCGCUAGGCUUCAACCCAAGACCCAGCAAAUAUCUGGACCUGGACCAGCUGCAGAUCCAGGGUAAAGGUGACAGCUUUGAGCGCUGUGUGUCGGAGGCGGAGCUCCUGCUGGACCAGUCAGUGCGUCUGGAGCAGGCGGGCGAGGUCACCUCCGCGCUGUCGGCUGUCAAUGAAGCAGUCUCCAAACUGCGGCUGGCGGCGGCUGGGGGCGGAGCUAGUAGUCAGACCCGGCUGCAGCGCUGCAUGAGGAGAGCCCGCAGCCUGCAGCAACGCAUGCAACUGCAGCAGCAGCAGCAACAGGAGUCAGAGGCAGGCAGACCAGAGCAACAGCAGGAGGAGGGGCAGCAGCUCCAGGAACAGCGCAGUGAAAAGCCUCUCUCGCUCAAAAUACUUCUGACAAACAGACAGGGCGACCAAUCAGCCGCCAGUCAGGACCAGCAGGCCCCGCCUCUCUCUCCCUGCCAUGUUAAGCCCCUGCCCACCAGAACAGACCCCGCCUCCAGCCCUAUAGGUUCUCCCAGGGAGGACAGCAGGACUGGGGGCCCCUGCUCUCGGUCUGGGAUGCCCUUUUCUAACACCGGCUCCCUCCCUCUGUGUGACACCUGGGAGCAGAGUCCUCUGGAAGAUUUGGCUCCACCCCCUCCACCUGAGGAGGCGGGCCUCUCCACCCAGUGGACCAGAACACCCCCUGACCCCAUCCCAGUACAAGCUCCGCCCCCACCCAGACCAUACUCCCGAUCCCCAUCGCCUGUCGGCGCCAACGACAGGUGUCAACUGAUGGUGGCGGAGGAGCCAUAUAACAUCAGACAGCCACUGACCACACCCCCUAUACCUAGCCCCACUUCCAGACCAGUCUUGCCCCCUCCAACCUACCCCACCAGAAACUGGUCUUGCUUACACCUGGACCUACCUGAUGCUGUUGAUUCUCCUGAUCCACCGACCUACACCCCCCAAGACUCCCCCUCCAGCCUCCCCCUGCCUCCUGUGAGCUGGUAUGGUCGGACCUGCUCCCCGCCCCCCAGCCAGGACUACAGCCACACCCUGCCCGUGGAGCGCUGGGCUGAGAAUGUCAACAGGUACUACGGUUCCCAGAAUGCAGCAGGAGGAGCAGGGGGGGAAGGGGCGGUGCCCAGUGAGGAGCUGUCAGAGCUGGACUCGUUAUACCAGGCCAGUCUCCUGGCUCCCAGCAUGCACCGGGGUAGCCGCGGAGUCAGCCCUCAGCCAACUGGCAACAGACCAGGCAUGAGGAGAAUGCUGUCAGGAUCUGGACGGUCUAAAACACCGACAGCAGAGAUCGAGAGAUAUGCCUACAGAACACCGGUCACACCUCAGCAUAAGCUGUCGUCAGGUGAAGACGAGAGCUACAGCGCAGAAAACCUGCGACGCAUCGCCCGCAGUCUGAGUGGCACUGUCAUCGGGUCACGACCCCAACACAUCAGCCUCUCCCACAGCUGUGACCCCUCUGUGUCCAGACCCCCCCUCAAACACGCCGACCUUCACUUCUCCUCUUCCUCCCUGCUGCGUCGCCCCAGCUCUUCCUCCUCCUCCUCCUCCUUCACUACAGAUCCCACCUACCUUCACCUCCAACAACCCCAACACCACGGCCCCCCAGCUCCUGCACCUCCUCCACAGCACCCCCCCUCGCAGACAUCACGGCCCCACAGCUCAGGCCUCAGCUCCUGGGGACGCUCAGGAUCUGGACCCGGGGUCCAGCAGCAGUUUCUGGUUGUGUCUGACCGGCAUCAGACUCUCUCAGGUCAAGGCCUCCACAGCGUCGCGCUGAGUUACGGGACUCUGCCCCGCGCUCCUCGGCGAGCCCCGCCUUCCUCCUCUUCCUCCUCCCUCCCCAGGCCCAGAGCUGGUUCCAGUCCUGCCCCCCGGCCUAGUCCUCAGAGUCUCUACGCCACCCUGUCCCACCCUUGCCGCUCCCCCAACAGGAAUGGUCACUACCGGCAACCAUCGCUGCCCAGUAAGGUCAACGGGUCAUCCCUCUACGCUCCACACCCCCUCAGGUUGCCGGGAGAUGCCCCCGCCCAGCCACUCCGCCUAGACGUCCCACCUGAGAGCGACUGGCGCCAUGAUGCUGACUACAGGACUGUCCAGUCCAGCUCCACCUGGGACCUCCGCACCACUCGCCCCCACCAGACACUCCAGAGGAGCCACCCCCACCAGCCUGCCGCCCCCCGGCCCCGCAGGGACCCCCAGCUCUGCUCCCUCUGCCAGCAGCUUCCUGCUGAGCCGCCACGCCCCUACUGCUCGACCUGUGGCGCCUACGUGGCUCGGUUCCGCCCGGUCAGCUGAUCAGCCCCCACUCCCCACACAACAGAAGAGUCACAUGUCCUUUUUUCAGAAAGUGCCAACGUCUCUUCAGACAGCAGAGUACAGCUCUGUGAUUGGCCUGGAGGGCUGCAGCGUCAUCAUGGCAUCACAACAUUAUGACAUCAUCAUGUGUGUGUUUGUUGGACUGAACACUGAGGUUUCUAAUGGAGGUAAAGCAAGAUGAAGAUGAUGAAGAUGAUGAAGAUGACCUCUGCUGUCUCCUGGUCAUCAAUUCAAUAAAUCGAAUAGGAGACUGUCAUAAACCUUCAUCAUCAUCAUCAUCAUCAUCAUCAACAUGUUGCAGCUGAAGCUUCACGUCUGAUAAUGACUUCAGCUGCAGGUUCAUGGACUCUGGACUCUGGACUGUGGUGGAUCUGAUAGCAGCUGGAUCUUCACAUCUGGACACAUCAAACAGGAAGUGAAAGACAUGAGACGAGACUGAAGGACAGGAAGUAGAGUCCGAGCUCCUUCCUCCAGACUCUGAUUGAAAUCCACUUACUCUAUUUAUUUUUGUAGCUUGUCAGAUCAGCUGUGUUACUCUGCUGUAGACCUGGUCUAGUUUUCUAAAGUCUGUUAGUCGCCUUGUGUGGGACAGCCCCCCCGUGGGCGGGGCCGAGUCCACAGCCUGUUAGAGGAUUUUAGAUCAAUAACUGAAGCUUUUAUUUUGAAGGAGUUGCAGCUAAUAUUUAGCAUGUUUUCAGACCUGUUUGUUAGCCUGAAGAAUCUCUAUACUUUACUGUAACAAAGACAAAUCCAGAUGUUUCCCUGCAGCUGGACUAGAGUCUCUUUAGCUUGUUGCUGCUUCUGUCGACAUCUCUCUGUUCAGGGACAUGCUUCUCUGGUUCUACUCAGACCGGGUCAGACCUCAACCUGGUCAGACCACGUCUGGUAGAAGAUGAAGGAUCACCUUAAAUCAUGAAUGCUGUUGUUCACAGACUGACAGACCUCUGUCCUACUGCCAAGAAUCCAGGGGCACUCUGCCCCCAGUGCUGACCCCGCCCACCCAGUGCUCCGGGUGACGUAAAACAAACAAACCCACGUCUGGUCUGAAGUCUGCAGGUUAAUGAAGAUAAUGAUAAUUACAGUGGAAAUCCUGCUGAAAACCAGGACACAAACUCUUAUCUGCUGACAUAUUGAUUGAUUGAUUGAUUGAUUGAUUGAUUGAUUGAUUGAUUGAUUGAUUGAUUGCUUUAUUGAUUGCUUUAUUGAUUGAUUGAUUGAUUGAUUGAUUGAUUGAUUGAUUGAUUGAUUGAUUGAUUGAUUGAUUGAUUGUCUGUGUGUCAGACCAGACCUGAGUUAAGUAAGAAUGCAACAGAAAGUGUCAAAGAUUCAGAUGAGGAGAAAAUAACUUUUAUUUUAUUUUUUGCUUUUGGCUUUUUGCUUUUUUCAGAUUUGAUUCUGUUGGUUUUGGUAUUUUUGAAUCUUAUUUUUCUACAGUGCAGAUAAACUGUACAAAUUAACAGAUUAACAGAAUGUUUAAAGUUUAGAUUCUUUAGAUGAUUGUUUUAGUAGGAAAUCAUCACAUUCACUGUUGAAGCUGCUCAGCUGCUGCGUCCUUUAACUUCCUGCCUCUGAAUUCAUUUAGUUUCAGUUUAAAGAUGAAAACAAACGCUUGAUGAUUUAAAAACAGAAACAUGAUGAAUCUGAAUGAAAAUGUUUUCUCUGGUUCCUCUCAGCAGCUGAGCAGCAUUUGGAGUUCACUUUUCUUCUUCUGCUGAUUCUACAGACGUUUUCUCAGCUGACACGAUGACUCAUCACAGCAGGUGAAUCACAGGUAAAUCAGGUUUUACCUAAGUGAGUCAGAACCAGGACCUGCAGAUGUCUCUCUAUCCUGCUCUGAUGGUCAACAUGUCCACUGGGAUGGACUGUCUCCGUCUCUGCAGGCUUGUGUUUCCAUGCUGUGCUGACAGAAAGAUUCUGUAUUUUUGCAAUAAAGUGUUGAGACAAGGAGCAACAA
This is a messenger RNA of Seriola aureovittata, 9030 nucleotides long. It is a transcript of the gene usp54a, whose product is annotated as ubiquitin specific peptidase 54a. Gene Ontology annotation, molecular function: cysteine-type deubiquitinase activity. The record is from RefSeq and is a predicted model, not a curated record. Gene Ontology annotation, biological process: protein deubiquitination. The coding region runs from base 2340 to 7055 and encodes 1571 amino acids. The transcript is spliced from 22 exons. Lineage: Eukaryota; Metazoa; Chordata; Actinopteri; Carangiformes; Carangidae.